Pipra filicauda (Wire-tailed manakin) is the source of this 677-nucleotide messenger RNA. RefSeq names its product probable ubiquitin carboxyl-terminal hydrolase 16. The record is from RefSeq and is a predicted model, not a curated record. Gene Ontology annotation, biological process: regulation of apoptotic process; protein deubiquitination. Gene Ontology annotation, cellular component: cytosol; nucleus. Lineage: Eukaryota; Metazoa; Chordata; Aves; Passeriformes; Pipridae. Bases 267 to 674 code for a protein of 135 amino acids. Gene Ontology annotation, molecular function: cysteine-type endopeptidase activity; cysteine-type deubiquitinase activity. The transcript has 5 exons.
AAAUCAGUUGGACAGAGUUGGCCUUCGGGAUAACUCAGCUCCUUCCUUUGCUACUUGUGUGCCUGCCUUUUUUGGAUGGUUUAUUGGUUACUGACCAUUUCUCCUCAACUUUCCUCCUCUUUCAAAGUCAUUGCCGAGGGAAUGACUCCGCCACAGAGGAUCCUCUUUCCCCCCGAGAAGAUUUGCAUGGUCUGGCAGCAAAGACAGAGUGCUGGAGCAGGACUCCGCAAUGUGGGCAACACAUGCUUCCUUAAUGCUGUCCUGCAAUGCCUGACAUACACCCCGCCGCUGGCCAACUAUCUGCUCUCCCGGCAGCACAGCCAGGCCUGAGACAACUACUAACUUCCUGUUUCUUAGUCAUAGGAGAACAUUUUCAGCUUGGCAGGGAGGAAGAUGCCCAUGACUUCUUAUGCUGUACUGUCAAUGCCAUGCAGAGAGCUUGUCUGAGUGCAAGCAACGACUUGGACAUAUCAUCUCAAUCUACUACCAUUGUCCAUCAAAUAUUUGGAGGCUUUCUGAGAUCCAGAGUCAUCUGCUUCAGCUGCAAAGCCAUUUCUGAUUCCUAUGAGGCCUUCCUGGAUGUCCCCUUGGAUAUCAAAGUAAGAGGUUUUGCAGUUGUGCUUCAAGACAUGGCAAGGCUUUUCAGAGUCAACACCUUUGUCCUGAAAGCAUAGACU